Messenger RNA from Etheostoma cragini (Arkansas darter), 5437 nucleotides. It is a transcript of the gene ciita, whose product is annotated as class II, major histocompatibility complex, transactivator. The record is from RefSeq and is a predicted model, not a curated record. NCBI's taxonomy places the organism in Eukaryota, Metazoa, Chordata, Actinopteri, Perciformes, Percidae. Gene Ontology annotation, molecular function: protein binding. The coding region runs from base 65 to 4999 and encodes 1644 amino acids. The transcript has 22 exons. Gene Ontology annotation, biological process: positive regulation of MHC class II biosynthetic process; inflammatory response; positive regulation of transcription by RNA polymerase II.
AGUCAUCUCUGUUAGCAGCUGUCUUUUUUUAGACAUAAAUGUCCGAGGAAGAGACGCGGUCGCCAUGCCCCAGUUCGAGGAGGUUCUGGACGGAGUGCGGCUGGCUCUGACCUGGGCCUCUCCUGCUGAGAUCCGAGCUCUGCUGGAGGGUUUGGUGAAGGAGCAGAUCAUCUCAGAGGCUUAUAGCAAGAGCUUGAGUCGCCACCAACUUACUGAUGGGAUUUCACCUACUGCAUGUAAACCAGGAUCUGAUAUGAUGAGUUCCAGAGGGUCUACUACCCACCAAGACCAAUAUCAACUCAGCCAGGUGAGGAACUGUGGGUCAUCAGAGUCUACAGAAUCUGACCACAACGAGAUCACAUCGGAGUCUGUGUCGCCAGUGGAUGAACAUGAUAGCACAUGGUCCAGGCCAAAAAAACAUCCUCUAUAUGAAUAUCAAGUCAUUCACGAGAAUAAUCCCAAACUAAUUCAGGAAUUGAGAGUGGGACCGCUGAUGGACAAACACUCUCUCAAUCACAGGCUCUCUUUUACACCGAGAGUAUGUGACUACCAAUGUGGGCUCAGAUUAGAUCAUGAAAUGACAGAACAGCUGCGCAGUGUAGAAUUAAUGGAGAAGCAGGCAAGUGAUAAUGAAAGAAUAGAUGAGGGGAAUUUGAAAUAUAAGAAGGAGUGGUUAGAGCAGGUAGAGGAGGCAGCUCGAAGGAUAGCUGUCCCUCUGUGGCAGCACUGGGAUAGAGGACAGAGGAUGUUGCUGCCCUUAGUUCCUGGUAUCACUGCUCGCUGUGCAACAAGUAAAAACAUAGUGACAGACAAUGAACCACAAUGCGCUGUUUUAGAUAUGGAAGAGGAAACAGAGCUUGCAAUUGCUUGCAGGACAUUAGAUUUGUACGCUGACAACUUUAAGUGUACCGAGGCAAUCGCAGACCCAAGCUUCACACUGGACACAGAAGGAGCCCAAAAAGGACUCUGUUUAUCUACAUUUGACAGCAUGCCGACAACUGGAUUGAACACGGAUCAUUUUAAUAUUUCUGGAGCAGGAAGAAAUGCCUUACCUGUUCAAGCCUGUGCAGCUACAGACACAAACAACAACAUCGCAGACAGGCUGGAAGGCGGUCUGGAUGCCUGCUGGUUAGCUGACAGGACAACAGACACAACAGACGACCUGCUCUGUUUGAUGAGAGAUGUACAAUGUGGCACAGAUGCAGAAUUUACAGAAGACACUGCACAUUUGUUUUCUCCCUGCACACCAACAGACACUCAUGCUGACGCACAAGAUCACUCGUUUCACUCUUAUGAGUAUAAAAAAGAUGAGAGGAUGGAGUUACACUGGGGUGCCAAGAUGCAGCACGUGGAUCAGGACCCAUUUAUCUGUCCUGACUUUGGAGUUCUACCAGAUGAUUUAUCUGAAUACUUGAAUGAAGAUUACUUUUCUGUGGACACAGAUGUGCUCUUUGACAGUCCAUUGUUGAAUUGUGAGGAAAUCAGCACCUGCACUGAUCUUCCCAUGCCAACAGAGCUGCUGUGCCCUGACAGCCAGCAGCAGGAAAAGAAGAAUGAAAUAACAGGGAAAACACUUAACAGGAGAAAAAGACCCAGAGCUCUCCGACCACAACGGUGCACCGAUGCGAAAAAAACAUCUAGGUCAAAAAGGCCAAGAACAGCAGGACGAUCAAAAACCAAAGUGGCUGAGCAGACUGUCACUCAAGGCACAGACAAAGGAUCACAGAGGAGUUCAGGAGAGUCCGUGGGCCUCUCCCCCACUCAACCAAUCCUUCAUAUCCAUCCCUCCAUUCAGUUUAUCACCAUCCCAGACUCUCCAGCGUAUCAGGUGGUUCAGACACUGAGGCUCUCUCCUCCAGUUAUUGGACUUCCACUCCCCAACACACCUGCUACACCUACGUUCAUAUUAGUUCCUGCUGCCUCGCCAACCUUCCAACGCCAAGUGCCACCCCUCUCCCCGAUGGGCGGUGCAGUAGCGCCAUUCCAAAUGAGUUCAUCCCCGCCAGGAUCUCUGUCAGACACCGCAAGUAAAGCCAUGUCUCACCUUUGUGCCUCACCCCUCUCCCCCAGCAAUGAAAUGUCUAUAUGUAAGGAAUCCCGUCUUCCUCCGUCUCCCACUGUCCUUGAUAUUCCAUCGGUUGUAAAGGACUACAUUCAGGAAGCCAAAGCACACAUGAGUCAAACCUGCCAGGAUAUGGAGUCAGACCUUGGCCUGGAUUCUCAUUAUGUGGAUGUGCAACUGAGCCGGAGAGAGAUUCUUCGCUCUGGAAAAAACACAAACAAAGAUUUGGACAAGGAGCUGGUCAUCAUGGGAGAUACAGAUCGUCAAAAAAGCUUGUUGGGGCCGAGUCAUAUUUUCGAAGGCUCCAAUGGCGACAAACCCAGACGCUACAUAAUGCUACUUGGCAAUGCUGGCCUUGGAAAAACCACCCUGAUCAGCAAACUGUGUCUCGACUGGUCCAGAGACUGCAUCCCACAGUUUGAUUUUGUCUUCUCUUUAGAUGGCAAAGCACUCUCUUUAACGGAGUCGAACAGUAGCCUUCAGACCCUCCUAUUAAACCUUUCCUCCUUUGCCACUACCUGCAUGAACCCCGAAGCAGUGUACGCUCAAAUCCUUGCAGACCCUAAGCGUGUGCUCAUUAUUUUUGAUGGGUUUGGCGAGUUGAGGGACUAUGAAAUUCUUCUCCAGACUCUGGAAAAAGACUUGACAUCUUCAUUGCAGAAAGACAGUAAAGCCCAGACAUACACAGUAAGACAGUUAUACUCUGCCAUCCUUCAGAGGGUCCUCCUUCCAGGUUGCACCCUUCUGCUCUCCACUCGACCAAGAGGCACUGCCAGCCAGCUUCUCCGGAGGACAGACAGCCUUUUGGAGGUUUGUGGCUUCACCCCCACAGACAUAGAGAUAUAUUUGUCUAGGUACUUCACUGACCCUGGUCUCAGAGCAUCUGCUUUGGACUGCUUAAAAAACUGCAGCUAUCUACAUCGCCUCUGCUGGAACCCUGGACUGUGUCGGUUGGUCUGCUUGGUUUUAGAACAAUGCAAAGGUUUAGAGGUCCUACCAAGAACUUUGACCGGGCUCUGCCAUCAAGUGCUUCGUCUGAAAAUGGAAAAAGAGAGCAGGAGCAAACACUCGCAGGCUGAUGCUCAAACCAAAAUAGCUGUACAAUCAGUAGAAAAAACCCAGACACAAAUCUCAAGUAGUUCUCAAGUUACGAGGGGUACUAAAAACACUCCGAAGAAGUCUAGAGCACAGGUUCGCACUUGCUCUCGCAGCCGAAGAGCGAGGGGGUCAAAAAAACAGGAGAAAGAGGAAGAUGACAGUGAUGGAGAGGGGAUGCAGAGUGUUGUCGGGGAAGUAGAUAGAACAGAGGACAGAGAGUUGCUGUCCCGGCUGAGUUCUUUGGCCUGGGAUGGGGUCAAAGCAAACUCCUCCAUCCUCCCCACAGGACGGACUAUAUCUGCCAAACUUAAGGCAUUCGGCCACAGGACAGGGCUCUUCUGCUCUUACCAUCUGAGGACGAGGCAGGUUGUCUCUAGUAGAGAGAGAGAGGAAGGAGGAAGAGUAGACAGAGAAGAAAUGGGAACACGAGAGGAUGGAGGAAAGAGGGGAAACAAGGGGAGGACGGACACUGAAAACGCUGAUGCCAGUGAUGACAACAUCCUGUUUUGGGCCAACCCUUUUCUUCAGAGUUACCUGGCAGGGCUCCAUUUGUCUUUGUCAAGGACUGUAACAGACCGGGCUUUCCUCCAGGCCUUACCUUUCCAGUCAGGCCAGAAGGGACGUCGGCGACCACAAAGGGAAGAGCUCGAGCUUACUCAGCGAUUUGCCGUUGGGCUUCUCUUCCAUAACAGGACAGAGCUGCAGUGGCUUCAGUCAUACACAGAGACAGCCUUUAGAGAUAUAGUGGCUGCCAAGCAGGCUUUAGUAACUAAACACCUUGAGGGUCUUUCCCAUGGUGACCUGAACCCUGCCCAGGUCCUGGAGGCAUGUCACUAUGUUUAUGAGGUGAGUUCCACACAUGGUGAUGCCAGCAGAAACAGUGGCAGCACGCGAUUAGUCGCUCACCUGGCAGCAAAUCUCCCAGAAGUCCUGACAUUUCAUGGAGUUCCACUCAAGCCAUCAGACGUGUUCGCUGUGCAGAACGUUCUUGAAAGGGGUGGAACUAAAGGUAGACGGUUCUGUUUGGAUCUGGAGGAUUCUGGGAUACAAAUUUCGGGACUCAAAUCCCUAGUGGGGCUCAACAACAUCAACACAUACAGGGCAUGCAUUGCAGAUGUCAUCACCUUAUGGGAGCAGUUAGAGCAGAGUGGCGAAGAAGGGCUCCUACAAGGGACGGUGUCCAAAUUCAAGAUCCACCCUCUGAAGGCCACACAGGUGUGUCACAUAGAGAACUUGGCAAAGCUGGUGAACAUACAUACGCACAAGAAGCUGUCGGACAGCCAAUCAGAUUCCAUCCUGGCCGAGGGAGUACCAGCUGUCAAAGAGCUACACAAGCUGGAAUUUGAACUUGGUCCAGAGAAAGGUCCCCUGGCUCUUCCCAAGCUGUGGGAGAUCCUGCCGGGUCUACAUAACCUACAGCACUUAGAUCUAGAGAACAGUAAGAUAGGAGACAAAGGGGCAGAGAAAUUGGCUGAGGCUUUAUUCUCACUUGGUUCCCUGGAGAUACUCAAUCUGUCACAGAAUUGUAUAGGAGACCAGGGGGUGACAAAACUGGCAACCACGUUGAGGGGCCUGUCCAAACUGCACUGUUUAAGCCUCUACAGUAACAUGAUUUGUGAUGAAGGGGCGGAGAGUAUAGCAGCUGUCCUGCCACACAUGGCUUCGCUCACUAACCUGGAUGUGAAGUACAACAAGCUUACAGCUGUUGGAGCGCAGAGCCUGGGAGCCAGUCUGAAAAAAUGUACAAAAAUGAAAACCUUGAGGAUGUGGAACCAGUGUAUUCCAUACGGAGUGUUUGAGAGACUUCAGCAGCAGGACAACCGGAUCCUUCUGCAGUAGAACGAUUUGAAACCUCCACCACAAGGCUAUGCACUUUUUACCAUGCAUCUCAGGCACACAUGUUUACACUACACAAUCCAUUUUCUAGAGAGAGAGAGAGAGAGAGAGCGAGAGAAAGAGAGAGAGAGAUGGAACUUUAACUGAAAAUAAUAAUAAAAAAUUGCUGCUUUUUUCAACAGUUCAAUAAACCAGAUUCUUUAAAAUAUUCUACUCAGUGACACAAAGUAAGACUUCAUCCUUCAGCCUUACAUAGUACUGCAUAUGUAUACUGUAUGUGUUUGUGUUAAUGCUUGGUACAAAUUUAAGAAGCACAUUUGCACUAUGUUACUUGUCUUUAUGUAAUUUUAUAGAUUUGUUGUAUUUCAUGUGCGUUGUUUCUUAAUGAAUAGUGUUUUUGUUUUCUCUCUUUCUAUGACUGUAAAUUAUACAGUGCCUAAC